AAACCAGAUUACGCAAAAAAAAAAAAAAAAAAAGAAAAGGAAAAAAAUCCAACAUCGACAUAAACAUCAACUCACUGUAACCGCGGCGCGUGUACACACGCGCCACCGAGAGGUUCAGAAGCCAGAGAGCAGAUAACGAGACGGAGAAAAGGCCAUGGCGGAGAUGAAUCUGGUGGAAAUCCAAAUCCCACAGCAAAAGCUCUACAACGGAGUUCAUUUCCCUUCAGUCUUAUCUCCAACAUCCACACCUCUCUCCUCUCUCUCUCUCCUCACCAAAACCAUCCAAACCCAAAAAUCCUCCCUCCAGUCCCUGCUCCAAAAAUCAGGGGCUGUUCUCUUCAGGGGCUUCCCGGUAAAUUCAGCCUCCGCUUUCAACGACGUCGUUGAGGCCUUCGGCUUCGAGGAGCUCCCUUACGUCGGCGGCGCCGCCCCCCGGACCAACGUCGUCGGUCGGGUCUUCACCGCCAACGAGUCUCCUCCCGACCAGAAAAUCCCCUUUCACCACGAAAUGGCUCAGGUGCCUGAGUUUCCAUCGAAAUUGUUCUUCUUCUGCGAAACGGAGCCUGCAAGUGGAGGAGAAACUCCUAUAGUUCUAAGUCACAUUGUGUACGAGAGAAUGAAAGAGAAGUACCCGGAAUUCGUUGGUCGUUUGGAGGAACAUGGUCUGAUAUACACGCGUGUGUUGGGGGAAGACGAUGACCCUUCGUCUCCUAUCGGCCGUGGAUGGAAGUCAACCUUCUUGACCAAAGACAAGGCCGUCGCUGAGCAAAGGGCUGCUAAGCUGGGGAUGAAGUUGGAGUGGCUAGAAGAUGGAGUGAAGACGAUAAUGGGUCCAAUCCCGGCCGUAAAAUACGACGAGACUAGGCAAUGCAAGAUUUGGUUCAACAGCAUGGUUGCAGCAUACACAGGAUGGGAAGACGCGAGGAAUGAUCCCAUUAAGGCAGUAACUUUCGGCAAUGGAACGCCACUGCCAGGUGAUAUUAUCCACGACUGUCUCAGAAUUCUUGAAGAGGAAUCUGUUGCCAUUCCAUGGAAGAAAGGCGAUGUUUUACUUAUCAAUAACUUGGCCGCCCUCCACUCGAGGAGAUCCUUUACUCCACCUCGUCGAGUACUUGCUUCACUAUGCAAGUAAUAAUAAGAUCUUCAUGUUGAGUGUAUUGUUUAGGUAUAUACUCAAGUAGGAGUUGUAUAAAUAAGAUGAGAUCUUCAUGUGAACCUUUGGACAUUCAAUUUUCGCUUCAGAAUCACGCUGCCACUCAAGUAACCUUUUGUAUCAA
This is a messenger RNA of Morus notabilis, 1277 nucleotides long. Its product is annotated as clavaminate synthase-like protein At3g21360. Gene Ontology annotation, molecular function: oxidoreductase activity. The coding region runs from base 155 to 1132 and encodes 325 amino acids. Lineage: Eukaryota; Viridiplantae; Streptophyta; Magnoliopsida; Rosales; Moraceae. The record is from RefSeq and is a predicted model, not a curated record. The transcript is spliced from 3 exons.